This is a messenger RNA of Epinephelus moara (kelp grouper), 7626 nucleotides long. RefSeq names its product kazrin-A-like. Bases 5473 to 6636 code for a protein of 387 amino acids. Gene Ontology annotation, molecular function: protein binding. The transcript is spliced from 7 exons. NCBI's taxonomy places the organism in Eukaryota, Metazoa, Chordata, Actinopteri, Perciformes, Serranidae. The record is from RefSeq and is a predicted model, not a curated record.
CUCAGCCCUGCAAGUCCAUCUGUGACAGGACCGCAUCCCAAAAGCUUCCAAAUGGCCUCCUUUCUUCUCUCUCCCAAUUUUCACUCCUUAUUCAUCCUGAGAAUGUUUCUGUCUCUGUGAUAUGAAAAUCAAUAAUCAGGAAACAGAGAGGAGAAAGGAAGCCAUGUCAGACUGUCGGAGCGGAGCUCAUAUGUGUCAGCACAUGAUGUCAAUAAUGUUCUGCUGUGAUUUGACCCCUGACCUCUAACACUGACCCCCCCUCUUGCCUGCCCUCCUCCGGACUCUCAACACAGUGAAGUGACCCAAGAAGUAAUCAAUCAGACUCAGUAAGACCAAGGUACACAAGUUCCGAUUGCUUUAACAAUGAGCUGUGCUGGGUUGCAGACUGUGUUUGCAGAUGCCUUCUAACUCUCAAACAGUAUCACAAACUGACCUUGGAAUUUAGCACUUCUUCAAGUUCAAACUAACUCUGAUGAAAAUCAUCCAAAAACAACAAGUGCCUCUGUAUAUGACAUGCCUACAGGGGCGUCAGCAACUUUUUUUUCCUGUUUACUAAUAUUAGAAACUUUCUAUGGCGUACUAACAUUAGUUUAAUACAGACUUCAGAUUUCCACUUUUACCAAAUAUCUCAACAACAAUCCACACCUGUAUUAAGCAGUCAAAGAAAUGCACUUUGUCAAGAGUUGAUGGUACUUUCAAGUCUGCAAGUUGAAUGCCAUGCUGCAGCCAGUUAGCUUAGCGUAGCAUAGACUGGACACAGACUGGCUGUAGCUUCAUAUUUACUGUACAGACACGAGAGCUGUACCAAACUUAUCGGUGAAUAAGAGUAUUUCUCCAAAGCUUUUCUUUCAAAGGUGCUGUAUACGACAUUCAGAACAUUAAUACAGCAGCAAACAACUAUUUGCUUUGGAAAGAUACAGUGUAGUAAUGGUGUCCUGAGCAGCGAAGUCACACUACCUCUGUGUGUGUUGUAUCUGAGCCUCUCUGUUCUUUCUGGUGGUAGAUGGUCCAGCUGUGCGUGCAUGUCAGUGCAUGAGACCCUGUGUGUUGUAUCCCACUGACUAGCUAGUCACCACCGCUCUGCACUGCGUUCAUACAGAGAGGAAGACCCUCCUGUUACGCUGUCUACAGUGGGACCUCAUUUCAGAAAAAAUAUGUAGCCUUCAGUAGUCAGUGGUGAGACACAUAAUUUUGCAACUCAAGAAAGUGGCAGUUUUAGUUGUGUGUGAAACCGUGAACAUCAUCUCUCAUCUCACACCAUAUAUGACACCUACACCAGCUAGCAGUAGAUAUGUUCCACACACAUGUAACAUUAUUUUGUCUGAUAUGUUUUACACAGCGGUUCCUGGUCUUUUUAUCAGUUGAGAAGCGAAAGAACCAGUAAGACCCGCUCCUCUUGUGAGUUCAUCCUGCUGGUACGAAACGCACAGGCUUUGUAGCUUCAGUAAGAGAGAAAGCUAUGACAUCAUUUAUGCAAUUUGACUUCGUUCUAAUCACUGUGUUAUACUUCAACAGUUUUACAACAAACUGCGACUUUAUUGACUUGCAAAAUUAACUUUUGAACUGACAAUCAUCAUAUGUGUAAUUCAUGGCACGAUUCAAACAGGAUCAAAAAAUUAACUGAGGGGUGUCGGUGGCUUAGUGCUUAGAGCAGGCGCCCCAUAUACAAAGGCUCAGUCCUUGCCGCAGCGGCUGUGGGUUCGCUUCCAGCCUGUAGCCCUUUGCUGCAUGUCGCUCCCUCUGUCUCUCCCCCAUUUCAAGCUAGUCUGUCCUAUCAUUAAAGGCCUGAAAAGCCCAAAAAAAUAAUCUUUAAAAAAUAUUAACUGAAAGAAGUCCCGGGCUGGUCCACUGGAAGGGGAGUGACUUCGCCUCUCUACACAGUGGUUACAGCUGGUAACUUUGCGUACGUGUAGCAGCAGUGGAAUCGCUUACCACAAAGACUUGAAACAGACUGGUCGUACCUUCAUAUUUAUCAUACAGACAUGACAACAGUAUUAAUCUUAUCUCACUGUAAGAAGGCAAAUAAGUGUAUUUUCCAACAUAUGGAUCUGUUCCUUUGAGGCAUUUAACUCUCAAGCCAGAUAACUAAUUGGAACAGUGAAUGGGUGAAUUAAUUUAUCUUACAUUGUGAACUCUUAUCCAUCUUGAACAUUGAAUUAUGAAACAUGUUUUAAUGGAAAAUAUCCAAUAUCAUGUGCGUUUGGUACACAACACAACCUGCUCCUCCAUCCCUCAUCCUGAGUGUGACUCGCUGUAUGUAGCAAUGACAUCCAUUACACCAGCUAUUGAAGGGCACGAUUAAGGAUUGAUUGCCUAAACAAAACAGUCCCCUGUGUCUUAUGUGAAGUGUACACACUGCUGUUCUCUCCGCGCUAAAGGACUAACGAUCCAUCACAGUGUUUACCAAACACACCUAACACUUGUGGCCUCAGAUAACGGUUCACAACUCUUCACAGUAGCAGCUACGACCACAUCGCUGUAGGAUGUUCUGCUGACCCGCUACACUUUCAGUGAGGUUUUUAAAAAGGCAUGAGGGUCGGCCCCACAGGAGGACCCAACUCUCAGGUCACAGAGUCUAAUCUCCAACAGUUUGAUCUUCAACUGGAUGUCAAGCAGUAAAUUCUGCACUUCGUAAUGUGACAUGUUUUUGUAAGGACUUUUUCCGGAGUGAAAAACAGACCUUGUAUCUGGACAAGAGUGCAUUUCUGUCCAAGGAGCAGAUUUAUUCCGCUUAAAAUGAAUUGCUCUCUGAGGGGCACUUAGAAGUCCACCUUCACUUUAUGUAUUGCUCUCAGGAGAGCACAUAAAAGCAUCCGGCUUAAGAUGAAUUACUGAAGUCGACUUUAAUAAAAAUCUGUUUAUUUGGACCCUGCAAUCAUUCAAUGGUGAAUCUCUUUUUAAAUAAACACACAGUGGUGCAGUAAAGCCUGCCAUAAAGUAAUGUAGGUGUCUGUUUGCUGGAAACAAGGAGACACAAAGAGGCAGAUCCACAGAGGGAACAAAAAACCUGCUGAGUUAUUUUUUGGUCUGUUUUAAGGUUGAGAGCCCCGGGCAUUGUUUCAAACUGAAUGAUUCAUACAGAGAGCAUCACUCAGUCUUGUAUUUGUUUUUUUCUACUAAAUAUAACAGCUUUGGGGAUGUUUUGGCAGGUUAAGAUUCUUUACAACUGAACUCUCAAACGGAUGCUUCUGUUAAAGGUUCAUUAGCUUCCCAGGAGGCCUUACAGUUUUAGCCUUGGUGGCUACAGCCCAUGUACAGUCAUAGAGUACAGCUUUAUUCUGAGGACUGCAGCCCAGCAUUUGUGCUGAUGUCGAGGAUUUCAGAAAGUAUCAGACGAGACAGGUGACUUUGAGGUGUGUCACUGGAGUUACCAAAGAGAAAAGAUGAAGUGUUGCUGCACAGGAAGGACUAUUUGUUCUUUAAACAACACCUCACACCUUAAAGAAAUACUUCACCCAUAAAAUAACCAUUUGUACAUCAGUAAGUCAUGUUGCACUGCCUUGAAUAUGUAAAGAACUUUGUUUUCACACACCUCCAUGGAAAAAAGCAUAAAUAUAGAUUUAUUGUCUGAUUGGGGGCCACAUUUAACAACAGUAAUAAUAUUGUGCAUAGCGUGAGUUCAGGCAGGACAUGAUCUCAAGCUCAGCUCACAUCCCAGCUACAUCAGCUGAUCUCAGACAGCCCAAUCAACUGAUGGAGCAGCUGAUUGAUCACAUGAUUCCUCUCUAUGCAACCAAUUGGUUAAUCUCAUUCAGGGCGCCCUAUUUAAAUUGCUCUGGCCUGCCUACUGUUGCUGCUUUCUCUGCAAGCCUCUUUGCAACCUGCCUCCACCCCAGCUCCUCCUUUUCAUGCUGUGUCUGACUUAUCAGUGUAAUUUCUGUUUGUCAUUGAUGCUGCUCUGUUCUGUUCCUGGGGGGUCUUUGCUCCUGCUCUCCCUGCCUAAGGCUUUCCAUGUAGGUGCAUGGAAGGGCAGGAAGGUUUGCCUCUCUGCCUUAGGCUUUCCAUGUAGGCGCAUGGAAGAGCAAGGAGGUUUGCUUCCUCUGCCUCAGGCUUUCCUCAUUUACAUGUGGAAGGGCAGACAGGUGUGCUCUCUCUGCCUUAUGGCUUUCCACGCAGGUGCAUGGAAGGGCAGGAAGGUUUGCCUCUUUGCCUUAGGCUUUCCAUGUAGGCGCAUGGAAGAGCAAGGAGGUUUGCUUCCUCUGCCUCAGGCUUUCCUCAUUUACAUGUGGAAGGGCAGACAGGUGUGCUCUCUCUGCCUUAUGGCUUUCCACGCAGGUGCGUCGAAGGGCAGAGAAGUGUGCUCUUUCCACGUAGGGGCAUGGAAGAGGCUUUCUGCGUAGGCCUGAGGAAAGGCAGAGAGGCCCCAGAACAGAGCCAUACCGUCAAAUAUAGUACUGCAAAUGGAAAUAAAGUUUCCUUUGACUAAAGUGUUCCUGACUGAACUAUAUCAAAACAUCUGUUAACAAACUCUGUACUUCCCGAACACAUGAAUUUUCACUAAUAGACCUUAUUGGAGUCUGGCUUGAGUUAUGUGCGAGUUUGUUAACAGAUAUUUUGAUAUAGUUCUGCUGUUGUUAAAUGUGGCUCCCAAUCAGUCAAUAAACCAAUACAUUUUCCAUCAAAGUGCUUUUCAGGAAUUCAGUGUAACAUGCCAUGACUAAUGAUAAACAAAUGGUCAUUUUUUUGGGUGAAAUAUUCCUUUAGGUGGAUGAGCGUACUCAUCGUGCACAUUUGUCAUGAGUGACAGGAACAAUGAUAAUGUGUCCAAUAUUAACAGCAAGACAUGAUGCUAUACCAACUGCUGAGCUCAAAACUGGUACUAGGUUGCCACCUGCUGGUAAAGACAGAGAAAUGUCUGUCAGUGAAACAUACUGUGUUAUUGGCCAAUAUAUUUAAAUCAUGAGAAGAAUGUAAACAGCACACAUUUGGCCCAUUUUAGUAACAUAACAGGUAAGCAACAGAGGAAUAUUUAUGGAGCAUUUAAAGGACAAAUUAUAAUUUCAAGGCACAUUUUUACCCCAUUGUAAAAUGACACUAAUUUGGGGCAGAUUUCAUAAUGCAUUGAAAUUUACCAUCAUUUUCCAAAUUGCAGGCUUUUUUGUUUUCAUGGUGCUGUUGCCGCGGGCUAAUUUAGACACAUAAGUCAUGUUAAUUCAACGGCUCAAACAGCUGCCUCUUUAAUGGACUUCUUAAGUGACGAGCUUGUUUAUAAAAGCUGCAACUUUGUUUACAGCAUCACUGGCAAAUGCCUGGCUUGUUGUCUUGCAGCCAAAAGCUUAGGACGCUGUUAAAAGCGUGUUUGUUUUGAAGAAAUUACUCAUCGUCUCGUUCCCUUCCCUCACUGAGAUGAUUUUAUGUUAAACUGAUUUUAAUUUGUUGCAGUAUGUUGGGAUUAACAUUUUGGUUUUUUUAUUGCUCACUAUACCCACGACCACCUCUGCCUUCACUCACACCCUCAACUACAUCACCCACAUGUCUCCCCCCCUCCCCUCACCCACCCACCCAGACUCAGACAGCCUCUCCAGCCCCACCCGCCACAGCCUCAGCCUGUCAGACGGCUCAGAGGAUCAGCUGGACCGCCUCCAGCAGGUGGAGCUGGCCAGGACGACACCCAUGUCCCAGUGGAGGGCAGGCACUGUGCAGGCCUGGCUGGAGGUGGUCAUGGCGAUGCCCAUGUACAUCCGCACCUGCUCAGAAAAUGUCAAGAGUGGAAAGGUGUUACUUGGGCUAACUGAUGAAGACCUGGAGCUGGGUUUAGGUGUCAGCAGUUUAAUGCAUCGCCGGAAACUCCGCCUGGCCAUAGAGGAUUACAGAGAUGCUGAGAAUGGUAGAGGGCUGUCCAAGGCUGCAGACAUGGACCACCACUGGGUGGCCAAGGCCUGGUUAAGUGACGUGGGCUUGCCUCAGUACUCCCAGGCCUUUCAUAACCACUUGAUAGACGGCCGCCUGCUGAACUCCCUGACGCGCCGUGACCUUGAACGUCACCUCAACAUCACCAAGAAGUUCCACCAGGUCAGCCUGCUGCUGGGCAUCGAACUGCUGCACUUACUGAAUUUCGACAAGGAGGCACUGCAGGCUCGCCGGGUACAGUGUGAGCACCAGAACGUGGAUCCGUUGGUAUGGACCUCUCAUCGGGUCAUCAAAUGGGUCAAAGAUAUUGACCUGAAGGAGUUCGCUGAAAGUCUUCAAAGCAGUGGAGUUCAUGGUGCUGUCAUGGUGCUUGACCCCACUUUUAACACUGACUCCAUGGCAACAGCACUGGGGAUCCCUAGCAACAAGCACAUGGUUCGCCGACACCUUGUUGAGGAGAUGAAAACCCUGAUUGGCCCAGCCAGGGCUGAUGCCAAACAGGACUACGAGCAUCUCGGCCUGGGAACACCACCAACCCUCCUUCGCCAGAACUCCCUGGGCAGGCCGCCCAGCUCCACCAGCCGACACACUGAUGACGAAGGCUCAUUGAGGAGGAGGGCUGUCAAGCCUCCGACUGGGUUCAGCCCCAAAGCUCGCAAUGGGCGAGACUUGAGUUGCCAUAGCAGCUGUGGCUCCCUGCCUCGAGAGGUUCGAGACCAGACACCACCUCGAGCCGAGGGAAGCCCGAUCCACGGCUACACCAGCAUCGAGGUCACUAACGUGUGAGGUCAUCAUAGUGUGACGAAACACCAGCCAUCAGCUUCAUCACAGCUAAAGCUACAUUAUGGACAUUUGUCAUGUGCGCCUGAACAUGGGACGGUUAUUUUUUCUAAAGAUGAGAAUUUACAGAUUGCACUUUUUAAAUGGGACAGGAUGCUAUUUUUACAAGUUUCCUGCUAUAAGAAAAAAAAAUAAUGACUCAUUUUGGGCAGGUGGUACUUUAAUGUUUUGAGGGCAGUAAUUUCCCUUCCUGAACGACAGAAGGACUCAAGCUAAAUUAUUAUUUUUCUAUUUUUUUUGUGUGUGUAAAUGGUAUUUUGUGAAUCGGGAUGUGACUUGGCAAUUUGGCACUUUGUUGACUGGUUGCUGUCGAGUGUUUCUCCGAGGGAUAUGAGAUUUAAAAAAAACAAGACUGUUUGUAUAAUACAGGGUACUUAAUGACUAAAUGAAAAAAAAAAGUUUCGUAUCAGUGUAAAUUGUUCUCGUUUCAUUCAGUUCUGCUGUUUGUGAUGCCUUGUCGAUGUAGCCGGGGACAGUGGACAAGAAAAAAAAAAAAAGAGACUUGAAUUGAAUUUUAAAUUCUAGAGUUUAUGUUUGAUAGUCAUUUUUCAUCUUGCACAUUUACACACUUGUGUCUAAACAAAUGUAGCACCCUCUUCUGAUGUUUUAUACUGUGCAGUAAACAUGGAAACAUAUUUGAACAAUGCCAAGAAAAGAUGACUGCAGAGCUGUAUGUCCAUAGAAGCCUACAGGCUGAAAGCUGUGAGGAUGCAUCUAUGUGAAAAUGAAAGAGUUCCUUUUCAUGAAAUAAAGAUGACAUCUCAAAUUUAACAGUCCUGUUGCACCCAUCUUCAGCACAAAGUCAAAUUUACAACAAAUCACAGUAACAAUGGAUAAAAUUACCACAUGUAAUGUGGUAAUAUGUCACAGUUAUAAGUCAACUCUGUAGCUCUAUGCAGCCUUUUAGCCUCUUUUAGUUUAUUGUUUUGGUUUAAU